AUGCUUCCCGACUACGACCACGGGAUCCGGGACAUUCGAUUCAUCGAUGAAUACACGGGCAUGGCUUGCCUCUUGUUUCUCGCUGUCGCCCUCUACGACUGUUAUAUGAAUUCCCUCAACUUUGACCGAUAUCUUGAAUGGCUGGGCAUGGAAGUCAGGAAAUUGAAUCCACACACAAAUCCCAGCAUUACCUCGAUCCUCUGGCUCUUCCUGAACAACGGCGGGUAUCCCAGGGAUCAUCCUGGGGACACGGGGGACCGGUGCUGGAUCGUGUCCCGCAUGGUACGGAUUGCCAAACGUCUGGAAUGGAAACGCCAGGGUACCCUCUGGGACCGCAUCCGCCAUGUUCUGAUCGACUUCGUCACGACGCAACAAGAAUGCGGCCUCGGUUCGGACAGCGUUGACGAAGCAGCCCUCCUCGCUCGACAGCAUAGAGUCAAUCGAGUUCCGGAGUAUUUCUGGAACGAGGACCAGAUGCGUGGAGACAUACUUGAUCUCGAGAUCCCUACAGCUACGACAUACUCUGAAAUGAAUGCAUCAGUUCUUACGUAA
This is a messenger RNA of Aspergillus melleus, 552 nucleotides long. RefSeq lists its product as uncharacterized. The record is from RefSeq and is a predicted model, not a curated record. NCBI's taxonomy places the organism in Eukaryota, Fungi, Ascomycota, Eurotiomycetes, Eurotiales, Aspergillaceae. The transcript has a single exon. The coding region runs from base 1 to 552 and encodes 183 amino acids.